CAGUUGCCAAGAUGUUGACAAACACUUAUAUAAACACUUUAUUAUUGUCCUUCCAGCAAUUGCCGUGUGAACAUCUACAUUGAAAAUUCGUAUUCGUAAAGAGUAUUAUUAUUUUGUCGCUUCCAUAUCGAGUUCGUAAAGAAUAUUAUUAUUUUGUCGCUUCCAUAUCGAGUUUUCGCGCGUUAUUUCUCAAAUGAUAUUACGGAUAAAAUAGCAGAAAGCUUUAUUAAGCAGAUUUAUCAACAUGAGCAAUCCAAAUAAAGAAGUGCUUGAAUAUCGUGGACCAUACACGGAUAUGUGUUAUAGUCGCUUUUUCAAUCCAAACAUGUGUUAUGUUUGCAAGUCGGUAGACAGAGGCAAUUUAAUAUUUUGUAAUUUCUGUCACUUGAUUCCUUACUGUAGCGAGGAGCACAAAGCGAUGCACCACUCGACACACAUGAGAAUCUGCUUAGAUAUUGCAUCAGUUUUGCAAGAGAUAUCUGGAGGCACACGCAGGUUCGACAACUGGCAACAAUGGAUCCAAUCAAGAAAAGAAUUGACUGAAUUAAUUCAACAAAGAGUGUCCAAAAUAGAUCCGUAUAUGAAGCAGGUUAUCUUAUGGUCAAAAUCGUGUUAUGUAUGUCAUCAACAGACCGAUCUGCAGGUUUGCCAGAGAUGCUUCUCGGCUAACUAUUGCGAUGAGCACGCAAAUAUUUUUCACACAAAACACGUUGGAAACAAAUGCGAUCAACUGAUGUUAUCGCUUAAUAUAGAUAUCGAAACUAUCUCUGGUAGUAUGAAUAACAUGUCAUACAAAUUUCUUCAGGUUGUUAAUAAGACGAGCGAUUUUGAAGAGAUGCUCCAAUUUUAUAUAGAAUUUGUACUACCACAAAAAGAAGAUAUAAUUUGGCUUGCUAAAGACUACGUUCAGUCUGACCAAUUUUCAGACCCAUUGACAAUCUAUUUUGGAUUAAAGAAACUAGGACGUUUAGACAUAAUACGAAAGCCAUACGUUGUUAUUCAUGUUAUAGCCACAAUGACUAUAAAUAUAAAUUGUGCAGCAGUUUGGGAAAUUUUAUUACACCUUCUACCCGAAAUACAACAUCUAAUAAUUGUAAUAGUAGGGAUGAGACUCAACAAAUAUUUGUAUGUAUCAAAACUAUGUGAGCGCUGUAGAAAUAGAAAAAACAUACUCCAUUUAAUUUCGUACGAUAUGCUAUACAAAAAAUAUAUAACAAGUAGGAGAUACAAGGUACCCACUAUUAUUGUAGGAUUUCAUAUAGACCCUGAUGAGAACUUGGAUGUUUUGGGUAAUACAUUAAGCGAAGUUAUAAAUAUAAUUCGGUUUGUAUCCUGUCCGUUAGUUUUAAGUUUUUCCAGCGCAAAGAAAGCACAACAAUUCAUAGAUAAGAUGACAGAAAUUUUAGAUAUACAUGUAGAUCCUCAUUUGAAGAUGAAAAAUUAUUUUAGUGGUCUUGUGCCCCACAAAGACGUCGAUACCGGUGAUAUAUAUUUCUUUAAUGAUUAUUUAAUUAUUUACCUUAAUUAUUAAAUACUUGCUGAAUAAUGCGCCAACAUCGUACGAUAAUUGUUCCAUUCUUUGUUUUCUAUUGAUUAAAUUGUUCUAUUGUUGUAGGUAAUUGUUGUCGUAGAUAAUUUAUUAUAAAUAAUUGAGUGAUGUUAUUGUAAAUUAUGAUUAAACAAUAAACAUUUUUAAUAAAGAUUAUCCU
Messenger RNA from Odontomachus brunneus, 1709 nucleotides. RefSeq lists its product as uncharacterized. The transcript has a single exon. The coding region runs from base 245 to 1531 and encodes 428 amino acids. NCBI's taxonomy places the organism in Eukaryota, Metazoa, Arthropoda, Insecta, Hymenoptera, Formicidae. The record is from RefSeq and is a predicted model, not a curated record.